This is a messenger RNA of Engraulis encrasicolus (European anchovy), 6234 nucleotides long. RefSeq names its product zinc finger protein 236-like. The transcript has 34 exons. Gene Ontology annotation, cellular component: nucleus. Lineage: Eukaryota; Metazoa; Chordata; Actinopteri; Clupeiformes; Engraulidae. Gene Ontology annotation, molecular function: RNA polymerase II cis-regulatory region sequence-specific DNA binding; DNA-binding transcription factor activity, RNA polymerase II-specific. Bases 28 to 5946 code for a protein of 1972 amino acids. The record is from RefSeq and is a predicted model, not a curated record. Gene Ontology annotation, biological process: regulation of transcription by RNA polymerase II.
AGUACACCCGCCCUGAAACCUGGAACUAUGCCGCGGGGCCGGCCUCGAAAAGUGAGGGAUAACUCAAACGACGGAUCAGGGGAAGGUGCACAGGAGUCUGAGAAUGGGAGUCACGCAGAGGCCAAGGAGAACAAAUGCAACAUCUGCUCUCAGGUCUUCACCACAGAAAACCAACUGCAGAGGCACCUCCGCGACCAUGAGGCCAAUGACAAGCCUCAUCGCUGUGACCAGUGCCCCAUGUCCUUCAACGUGGAGUUCAAUCUGACGCUGCACAAGUCCACGCACGCGACCUCCGACCCCGCGUGUCCCAUGUGCCUGAAGAAGUUCUCCAGAGUGGCCAGCCUGAAGGCCCACAUCAUGCUGCACGAGAAGGAGGAGAACCUGAUCUGUGGCGAGUGUGGAGAUGAGUUUGUGCUCGAGAGUCAGCUGUGUCUGCACAUGGACGAUCACCGCAAGGAGCUCAUGGGGUGCAAAGUCUACAGCUGUAAGAACUGCAGCCAGGAAUUCAAGACCCCCGCUGAGCUGAAGGAACAUGUCAAGACACAUGCGAAAUCCAGGCCACUGAUCACAAGUUCCAGGAAUUACAAGAAGAACAUUGACCGCAGUGGGUUCACGAACAGCUGUCAACACUGUGGAAAAACAUUUAAGAAGCCCAGUCAACUUGUAAGACACAUCAGAAUCCACACAGGUGAGAGGCCGUAUAAGUGCGAUCACUGCAGUAAGGCGUUUAACCAGAAGGUGGUGCUGCAGACCCACAUGGUUCGCCACACGGGUGAGAAGCCCCACCUGUGCCGCCUCUGCCCCGCCUCCUUCUCCCAGAAGGGAAACCUCCAGUCGCACGUCCAGAGGGUGCACUCAGAGAUGAAAGGUGUGCCGCUGUUCCCCUGUAUGGACUGCAGCUGUGUGUUUAAGAAGCUGGGUAGCCUGAACGCCCACAUCAGUAAGAUGCACAUCUCUGUGGUAGAGGUGGAGGAGCCGGCCACCACGCAGGAGGCAGUGGAGCCCAGCGGCCAGACGGUGUCUGGGGGGUCAGAGGGGGGCGGCGAGGGGGGCGGGGGCGAGGGGGUGACUGAUGUCAUUCAGCAGCUUCUGGAGCUCUCCGAGCAGGUGACGGGGGAGAGCACCCAGCCCCCACCCCCGGUACCCGCCAUCACCAUGGAGACGGCCAUUAACCAGGACAUUCUGCAGCAAGCGCUGGAGAACAGUGGCUUGAGUGCCAUCCCCGUGCAGAACAGUUCCCAGAGCAGUGGUGGGGGUGUGGGUGCUCUGCCCAGGACUAAUGGUGGCCCCCAGAAUGGAGCGGCCGCAGCUGACAGCUCCUUGGUGAGGAAGAUCAUUGGCACGGAGAAGGUGGUGAGGAAGGAGAAGAAGAGCAUCUUCAAGAAGCCCGACCAGAUGCCUGGCACCAUCCGCGAGCAGAACGGCGUGCGCUGGCACGGCUGCCCCUACUGCUCCAAGGAGUUCAAGAAGCCCAGCGACCUGGUGCGCCACAUCCGCAUCCACACGCACGAGAAGCCCUUCAAGUGCAAGCAGUGCUUCCGCGCCUUCGCCGUCAAGAGCACGCUCACCGCCCACAUGAAGACGCACACCGGCAUCAAGGCCUUCGAGUGCCAGUACUGCAUGAAGUGCUUCUCCACCGCCGGCAGCAUGAAGGUCCACAUGAGACUACAUACGGGUGUGCGUCCGUUUCCUUGCCCACACUGCGAGAAGAUCUUCCGCACCUCUGGCCACCGUAAGACGCACAUCGCCUCGCACUUUAAGAGCCUGCAGCAGAAGAAGCACAAGUUCCCACGCAAGCCCCACAAGGCUCGGGUGUCCAAAAGCAGCCUGCCCCUCCCAGAUAUCCCCCUCCAGGAGCCCAUCCUUAUCACCGACAUGGGUCUCAUUCACAACCAGAACUCCCGUGUGUCCCUCCAGCCAUACCUGGGCCUGAUCGAGAACGACAGGCCAUACAAGUGUGCCUACUGCAACAAGGCCUAUAAGAAGUCAAGCCAUCUCAAACAACACGUCAGGUCUCACACCGGGGAGCGUCCGUACAAGUGUGUGCAGUGCAGCAAGGGCUUUGCCUCGUCUGGCGUGCUGAAGGCCCACAUCCGCACCCACUCGGGCCUCAAGGCCUACAAGUGCCUGAGCUGUGACACCACCUUCACCACCAGCGGCAGCCUGCGGCGUCACAUGACCACCCACAGCGACCUCCGACCCUACAUGUGCCCCUACUGCCAGAAGACCUUCAAGUCUUCGCCCAACUGCAGGAAGCACAUGAAGACGCACAGGUACGAGUUGGCCCAGCAACUCCAACAGCAGCAGGCACCGUCAGACGGCACCUCCCUGGACGACCCCCUGGGGGGCGGUGCAGGAGGAGGCGGUGCAGGAGGAGGAGGAGGCGUUACAGCCGUGGGCCAUGACAUGCAGGUGGAGAUGGAGGGUGGAGCGCUGCAGUCUCAGGCCGGUGGCGUUGGCGUUGGCGUGGGGGCAGAGCAGACCGGCAUGCUGGAGCUCACCCAGACGCAGGUGCUGCCGGGCGGACAGAGGGUGGUGCUGCAUAGGGUGCUCGGCGACGACACCCUGGUGCAGGACCCAGAAGAUCAGUUCGGAGGAGCUCAGCACUCCCUUCAGCAGAAUAUUGGGCAGUAUGACGCCUCCACGCUACCCCAGGCGACCUACGACCAGCCUGCACUCUCACAAGGUUUCACCAUUGCGGAGGGCUACAGCGCGCCUCCUCAGUUCUCCACAGUGCAGCAGCUGCAGGACUCCAGCACCCUGGAGUCUCAGGCCCUCUCCUCCAGCUACCACCCCCAGAACAUGCUGCACGUCACCAGCACUGAGGUGGCCGGGGAUCUGUUGCAGGAGCCAUCGCAAGGGGAGCUGCAGCUCUCAUCUACACAGGACUAUCAGGAGGAGGAAAUCAAGAGAGCUUACAGGUGCAAUAUCUGCAACAAGGGCUUCAAGAAGUCCAGUCACCUGAAGCAGCAUGUGCGCUCGCAUACAGGAGAGAAACCAUACAGGUGUAACCUCUGUGGACGCAGCUUCGUCUCCGCCGGGGUCCUCAAGUCCCACCUGAACACACACACAGGGGUGAAGGCCUUCAAGUGUAACGUGUGUGAGGCAUGUUUCACCACCAACGGCAGCCUGAACCGUCACAUGAUCAUCCACCUGAACAUGAAGCCCUACAAGUGCCCCAUGUGCGAGGAGACCUUCCGCACCAACCUGCUCUGCCGCAAGCACCUGAGGAAAGACCACGCUAUAGGAUCCAGAGUGUUGGGGGAGGAUGAGGGCGAGGAAGAGGAUGGUUACGGCCGCGCUGGUGGCGGUAGCAAGAGGAACCGUGCAGGUAUCAUCACCUUCACAGAGGAACAGGCGGCCGAGCUGGCCAAGCGCGAGCCCGGCGAGGGGGCCUCCCUCUCAGAGAAGGUCCUGGCCCAGUCGGCCGCCGAGCGCGACCGCAUCAGUGAGAUCAAGGACAAGGCGGUGGAGAUGGAGACGGAGCCCAAGUUCCCCAACCGCUGCUCUUUCUGCCCCAAGAGCUUCAAGAAGCCCAGCGACCUCGUCAGGCACAUUCGCAUCCACACAGGAGAGAAGCCUUACAAGUGUGAUGAGUGCGGCAAGAGCUUCACGGUGAAAUCAACACUAGAUUGUCACGUCAAGACACACGUAGGUCAGAAGCUGUUCAACUGCCACAUGUGUAACACGUCCUUCUCCACCAAGGGCAGCCUGAAGGUGCACAUGCGCCUCCACACAGGCUCCAAGCCCUUCAAGUGCCCCAUCUGCGACCUGCGUUUCCGCACCUCCGGCCACCGCAAGACCCACAUGCAGAGCCACCUCCGGCCCAGCUCCGAGGGCAGGAAGGCCAAGCGCGCCGCUGCAGGCUCUGGCAGCACUGACCGCCACACCAGGUCACAUCAGGUCACCACCAGGGGGGUUGAUCACCACCACCAACAACACCACCACCACGCCCAGGCCCAUAGUCAGGCCUCCCAGCAGGCCGCUGCAGUCCAGGUGUCCACGCCGGACGCCCUGCCUCCAGUGGGACUGCUCCAGGCCACGGCUACUGAUCCGGGCAUCUACAUACCCAGCACGUCUGUUCUGUCGGGCCAGUACGACCAGAGCCUGCUGCAAUCCGGCCUAGUGGGACAGGCCAUUCUUCCCGCUACCAUGUCAGCGGGGGGUGACCUGACCGUGUCCCUGGGUGAGGGUCUGGCUACUCUGGAUGGCAUCCAUCUACAGCUGACUCCUGCCAACCUGGUGUGCCCCAACGUGCAGAUCGCCGGCCUGGAUGGCAGCAACAUCACACUGCAGAUCGACCCCACGAUCCUCCAGCAGACCCUGCAGCAGGGCGGCCUGCUGUCCCACUCCAUAACGGGUGACCCGGGCCUCGCCCAGCACGCGGGCACCCACCUCAUGGCAGCCGGGGACUCCUCGGUACCCGCCAACGUGGUGCUGCACCCUCUGGCCAGCCUGGCACUGCAGCCGAACGUCGUCCAGGGCAACGUCAGCAUCACUGGCAUCACAGAGCAGGAUGCGGCAGGUUCUCAGGAGCUGUCUCACGUGAUGGGCACCUCAGGGCUGGUGGCUGGAGCGGCCACUGGUCAGGAGAUCACUCUGACCAUCAACAACUCCAGCCUCUCGCAGGUGCUGGCACAGGCCCAAGCCCAGGCCCAGGCAACCGCCGCUGGAGUCACCCCCGCCACCAACAACCCGCAGGAGAUCACCCUCACCAUAUCAGGUCAAGACCUUCUGCCGCAGCACAGCGCCCCCUCUGGUGGGGACAUGGCAGGUGCCAUCAGGCUGGCCUCACCCAUGGGCACUCAGGCCAGCACUGCCACGCUCACCAUUGGCAACGAGCAGCUACUGCCACACAGCCCCUCCAGUGGCACCAUGACGGUCACCAGCCUUCCUCCGAGCACGUCCUUGUCCCACCCGGCGGUAACGUCCCAGAGCCUGGUGAUGUCAUCAGCGGGCAUGGCCAGCGACGGCAGUGUCACGCUCACACUGGCGGACACGCAGAUACUGGACGCAGUCACACUCAACGUCAACUCACAGCAGGCGCAGCAGUACUCCAGUGUGCUGGGUGAUCAGGGUGGGGACCCAGGGGGGGUCCCAGGGCAGGCGGUGGCCUCCGCAGCACAGCAGGUCAUCCUGGUCAGCAACCCCCCCACAACACACACCACCGUCACCACACUGGACGUCAACCUCAACAGGCCUGUGGGUAAGGAUGAGGAGGGGGAGAGGCGAGAGAACCAGUGCUUCUUCUGCGACCAAGUCUUCCUGACCGCCAACAUGCUUCGCCGCCACUGCCGCCAGAGCCACGGCAAGGAGAGGUGCCACGUCUGCAGACUCUGCAACAAGGCAUUCAAACGCGCCACACACCUCAAGGAGCACGAGCAUGUCCACCAGAACGGCCCGUCUCUGAGUUCCCAGAGGCCCCGCGUGUUUAAGUGUCUCUCCUGUGACAAGGCCUUCGCCAAGCCCAGCCAACUGGAACGCCACAACCGCACACACACAGGAGAGCGUCCCUUCAAGUGUCCCCAGUGUGACCGUGCGUUUAACCAGAAGAGCGCCCUGCAGGUGCACCGCGUCAAGCACACGGGAGAGAAACCCUACAAGUGUGACGUGUGCAGCAUCGGCUUCACCCAGAAGAGCAACAUGAAGCUGCACAUGAAGAGGUCCCACGGAUACGGUCGGCCUCAGCAGCAAGGUCAGGUACAGGGCGUUCCUCAGCAGCAGCAGCAGCAGGUGGCGACGCGGCAGCAGCAGCAGCAGCAGUCUGAGGUGUGUGUAGAGGUGACCACAGGCGACGAGCAGCCAGAAGAGGAGGAGGACGACGAGGAAGAGGAGGAGGAGGAGGAAGAAGAGGAAGAGGAGACCACAGCAGAGUUGGAUCUGGAGGAGGUGGUGCAGGAGACGGCACCCGAAUGGCAGUGUACUAUCUCUGGGGUCUUCCCAUAGAUCCACACACCCUGACAACCAUCACCACCAUCCCUGGGAUCUUUCCCCUAUGACUCGCACCACCCAUGAUCCACACCCAACAACCACAACCAUCACCACCAUUACUUGGGGUCUUAUUCGUCUCAACAACACCACCGUCAGGGCACCAUCCCUGGGGUUUUCCCUUAGGUCCACGCCACAACAACCUGCACCACCAGUACUGGAGUCUUCCCUAACGACUUCCCACCACUAUCAUCCUUGGGGUCUUCCCUGAGCCUUCCACCUUGCCAUGUUGCUGCUCAUUCCCAC